This is a messenger RNA of Spirometra erinaceieuropaei, 4424 nucleotides long. The record is from the annotation of a GenBank genome assembly. NCBI's taxonomy places the organism in Eukaryota, Metazoa, Platyhelminthes, Cestoda, Diphyllobothriidea, Diphyllobothriidae.
AUGGAGAAGAAGGAUAUUUUUGAAAGUAAGCCAUCUCAUUGAUUUAUAUCCUUUUCAACGAAAAAAGUAUAUCAAACAUAUGUCUCCCGGUAUGAAUGGUUAAGGAAAUGUUGCGCCUCGUCCCAGUGCAUGCCAACGGAGCCUUAAGGUGGGCAUUUCAACCCAGGUUUCACUACGGUCACCCCAUGUUGAGGGCAAUUUAAGAACAACACCUUGUCAAUAACGUUUGUCUGCAACACUUUCCGUUUUCGAUGUGAUUGUUGUAGUCUCAGAUGCCUAUGGGAUAAAGGAGGAAGAGACGGGCCUUUAACAAAUUCAUUUAACAGCUCUAGCUCUCGAAUUGGCAGAGACGUCUGUCGUCAAAGUCGACAUCAGUGAGAGAACACGUGGUGAUUAUAAGACCGAAACAAGUGCCCGGGGCCGAAAUCCGCAAAAGAGUCCGCAGAGCUUCGUACGAGAAGACGAGGACAUGGGGCUGUUGACCGAGCUCUCACCAGUGGUCGAAGCCUCAUUUUUUGCCCGAACAGAUCAAUAGUUUAUAUGGCCACAAAGUCGAGGCAACACACUGUUCCGAAGUUUUUGUCAGUAGCCCGAACUACUAUCCCCCGUACCACAUCUAGUUUGUGUUCGUCUUUGCGUGACCUUCGAUUUUAUUUGUCUUGUUGGCCUACCUACAAGAUUAUUUUAACCACGCUGUAAACCAGGCUCCUCAUCUGGCGCUCGGCCCAUCCUUAACUUCUAUCGUAUUGACGAGAGCGUGCAUGAUUGCUUUAGGGGGCCUUUACUCACUUCACAAUCCAAUGAAACAGCACCGGAAUCAUCCUCACUAUUUUAGGCGACUUUUAUACUCGGCUGCUCCGGAACUAAAGAUUUGGCGAUGAGUUACACAUGCCCCUGAGUGUUAAUUUUGCGAGAUGACCCUCAUUUGCAUUGUCACUCAAAGUGAAUGUCUCGCUCUCGUGUCGCGAAUGGUUACUGUGAGACCAGAUAAGUUGUGUGCUGUGUGCUCUCGCCCUGUAAGCUGUUUUGCCGAAAUCGCCCCGGCGAAUAACGUUUCCUGCUUAUUUUCUUACUCCCUUUCGGGCUCUGGCAGGUUUUAGGAGUUCUACAACAGCAUGCCAUGGCAAGACACAGGUUUGCUGGGUCUGAAGCCCAUUUAUUCUGCAUUAGGUCAGUGCUUGGGUGCUCACGGAGUUUUUGAGACGCAUUGAAGGCUUCAGCCGGCAAGAACAAAAAAAUAUGUGUUUUAUUCUGGUUUGAAUAAUUCCACAGUGUGCUACAUCUUGAAUUGGUUCUGCAUUUCUAGGUUAAUGAGCAGGACUUUAGGUGGCAAAUCACCUGCGGUGGAUGUAAACAACGGCAUCAGGACAAAAGCAACCUGGUCGAAUGAUUAGGCUGCGAGUUCGGAGAAAUCUUAAGGAAGGGUAAAUUUGGAGAUUAUAUUUUGGCUAAAUUGUGGAAUAAUGGACAUUCGCGCACAAGCAUCGAACGUACUGCAACAGGUUAUUGUAGAUAUUUUGUUUGAGUAAGAAUCCAGGAGGAGAGGCAUCUACAAGCAUCGUCGGUGAUUAGACAUUUGUGCCUACUUUCUGGCAUGCAGAAUUGACAUUUUUUUGCAAAAUGACUUCGUUUUUGCGAGGAGGUUCUUAUUUCUCAUCGUAAUUUUUUUCAGAUCGUAUCAAACUUCACCCAGUCCUAACUGAUGGGAAGUUUUGGUUUCCCUCACAAAUUCUCCUACUUAACAUAGUGCACUUUAUCUCGGCAUGCCAACAGUUCCCACCGCCUCAUCGCCGCUUUUCUGAACGGUUUGUACACGCGAGCAGUUCAGGGAGUAGGAAAAGGACGUGUAGGACCGAUUCCGGGAAUCUAUCCUCCUGAUGAAUCGGUGCAUUUCUCAAUAUAAUAAAUCUGACAUUUUGUAAUUUGUUCCCUAGCGGACUCGGAUAAUUUAGUCCACGCUGACAGGGUUCCCUCGCAGAGUGGCCUCUAUGAUAUUCCCACCCAUAUGAGAUCCGAGUCGUCCACAUGAAAACCCAACACGUGUGGACGGGCUGAAUAGCUUUGUCACACGGUGUACUUAAACCGUUCUCAGAUCCCGUUAAAUUUGUCUCGUUUUCCGGAUAGAGUAGACGAGGGCGGCAAAAGGCGGCAGAUGCUGCGCAAGUCACGGGCACUGAGUUCACUUCGUUGUGGGCGCGAUGGAGCUCGUUGGUUUGCGACUGUCUAGGCGUCAUGUGUUAUCAACAGGGAGGCGGGUCUUUAUCAGAUGCCGUGCCUGUUGUUGUACUUUCACUCGACUGCCACUACUGCAAUAAGGGCAACUGUGUUAACUGCUCGGGUAUUGAAAGAACCGAAUCCCGCCCACCCCCCCUUCAUGGCUUGACUACAAAAACUGCUCAUUUGAUACCGCAUUCUCACAGUCUCUUACGAUGACCUCCUGUACAAGACCGAAAGCUCAGACUUAUACACCUACUGUUCCAGAGAUCGUGUGUUAAUCUUCUCUACAUUAAUUGUUCAGUUAAUUCGUUUUGCUAAUAGAAGUAGCCUUACCCAAUUAAAUCAUCCUAAGUGGACAUAAAAAUAGGCGACGUCGAAUCACAAAUGCGACAUCAAAUGAGCAGUUUUUGUAGUCAAGCCAUGAAGGGGGGGAUAUGAGUGCAGAGGGUGGUAUUCGCGAUAAGCUGAGUCGCACGCCGUCUCACGGCGGCCUGACUGCGUGCUGGAAAUUCGGUCUGAGAAACGGAACGCGUGAUAGCAGGCGUAAUACCGCAUUCUCACAGUCUCUGACGAUGACCUCCUGUACGAGACCGAAAGCUCAGACUAAUACACCUACUGUCCCAGAGAUCGUGUGUUCCUCUUCUUUAUAACUGCAUAACUCACUUUACAGCCGCGAAUAUGAUUUGUCCAUCGGGACACAAUUUAAUUCGUGAGUUGUUUUGAUUAUGCUCCCAGUUCUGCACUUGAUCGACAGACGUACUGACCUCGUCUCGUCCUGCAAGGUUCUGCGGGACCACAUAGGACUUUCAAUGCUGGUCGGUUAUUUGGUAGGGCUCCGCCAUCAACAUCUGUUCCAACGACGACCCCACGUGCGACUUAGGACGUUAAAUGGGGUAGCUAAGCUGUUGGGGUGUUCGUUCAGCUUUACUCUUUGUUACUCCUUAUUGUAAUUCUAGUCAUAAAACAUGCGGAUUUCGCGAAGUGUUAAUCUCCAGUAAAGCUUAAAGAAGUGGCAUAAUACUAUAUACGUAUGCCACUUAAUUACACGUUUUAUUCCGGUGGUGUAUGGGCGGGUAGCCAAAAACGCCGUCGAUAAUUUCGUUUGGUCUAUAGUACCAGUCGCUCGGCGACAACCUGAGGAGCUCUAGAUUGAGGCCCAAGACACAACCGGAGGAGAGAAUUCCGCCACUAAGUCGGCGAACUCACCUCCAACGACCCUCUUUUAGUUUACUUAAAACCCAUAUCUUUCCGUAGUAGAGCCGGAUUUCACUGCCGGCUUUAUAGUUUGUGGUUUUCCUGACAGAUAUUGCUAGGAAGGUAAUGUUUCACUUUACCUAAACGAUUGUAAUUGUCAUCCUAUUUUUCUUUCACUUUUGUUUUUUCUUCAUUAGUCGAGAAGCGACCCAUUGAGAAGCAGCCAGUCCUGCUUUUUUCGACACCACACGAACUAUACUGUCCAACUUGCCGCUUUAACGUAUGCUCUCGCACCUCCUUUGUAAACGGAAGGCUCACUUGGCUCUCGUGUGCCGUGAUAUCCCUAUUUGGGUAAGUUUACAUCUUUAAGCUAUUUGACAUCUUUUGAGUACACCACAAAGGUGUCAUUGAGACGCAUUUUAAUGACAUAUAUAUGCUUAUUGACCCAACUGUGAAAAACUCGUCGCCUCGGUGGGAUUCGAAUCCACACAGUACGGGGAAGGCUUUAUUCAAAAUCUGUCAAAACAUCUAUGAAUUACGUAAGCCUGGUAGUCAUCUGGUGGAUUCCAGCCGUUGCAGUAGGUUGGGCGGGUAACUUGACCCAAAUGUGAUUAAAAUUGCGUCGCCCGGCGAGGCUUCGUAGCUCAAGUGGUUAGAGCGUUGGCUGUACUAAAGCCUUACCCCUACUGCGUGGGUUCGAACCCCACCGAGACGCCGAGUUUUUCACACUUGGGUCAAUAUGAAUUAUUCGAAAUCUGCCAAAACAUCUUUGUAUAGAUAUAUGCUUACCAUAGUAGCAAAACGCACCCCCUAAUCUUCUCGUUGGUAUCCUUCUUUGAAAAAAUUUGUCCUGACCUUUUAUGCGGUGCUAUUUUAGCGGAAUACUUGGAUGUUGCGCCAUUCCAUUCUUCUGUAAUUCCUGCAAAGAUGUACAGCACAGUUGUCCACGCUGCCAGAAUAUGCUGGGUAUCUACAAUCGACUCGGAUCUCGCCAUAAAUGUUUACAGCGAUAA